This is a messenger RNA of Cherax quadricarinatus, 1205 nucleotides long. The record is from RefSeq and is a predicted model, not a curated record. NCBI's taxonomy places the organism in Eukaryota, Metazoa, Arthropoda, Malacostraca, Decapoda, Parastacidae.
UGUAUCUCCAUGGUAGCAUCAGUGUGUGUCCAGCGCUGAGGAGGAGAGGUGUUCUUGUGCUCUGCACACACCAACACUCCAUGCUACUACCCGCUCACCUCACCCUACUAAUUUAUCAUUUCACCUGCGAGGCCUGAAUAAGACGAGCAGAAAAUUAGAAUCUAAUCAGUGGCUAUGGAUGAUAGAGGUAAAGCACAGGAAACCAGUUAAGUGAGGGUUUGAAUUAGUGUGAGGGAAGCGAGCAUCAGAGGUCCAUCUGCGGGUGUGGUGGGUGAGGCAGCCACCAUCAACUAUCUCUACCUUUUAUUGCACACUCAACUCAUCCAAGUGAGAUUUUUAAGAUACAACAGAGUGGUUGAGGCUGCUACCAGCACAAUGGGAGCAGUGUUCAGUGUGUUGUGGAGUUGGUUCUCACCUAACUCAAAGGUGGUACAGGUGAAAGCCAUGACGUUCUCAGAGGAGCAGGACCUGGGACCUGAGGCAGACGUGGCCGACGCUACCACAGGUCUCACCCUGCGUCACCGCACAGCCAUAGUCAGGACCUGGGACCUGGUCAGACCUGACCUCAAGGAACAUGGUGUCAAUUUCUUCCUCAGGUUGUUCCAGGACGCUCCCCUCAUACAGACCAGGUUCAAGGGCUUCGUUGGCUUGACGGAGGAUGAACUUAGGACCAACAAGCGCCUUGUUGCCCACGGCACCACGGUACUGAUGGCAAUAACGAGCAUGGUGGACAACAUAGACGAUGUGUCUGUGUUGGUGGAGCUGUUGAAGAACACUGGUGCCAACCACAACACUAGAGGCAUACCCAAGGACGACUUUGCGCUCUUGUUCCCGGUGCUGCUAAACUAUCUGAAGGACAACCUGGGUUCUGCCUGGACGCCACUGGCUGAGGAAGGAUGGAAGCAAGCGUGCAAGGUGAUACACGCUGUUAUCAUCUCUUCCUACGACACUCCUUGAUUCACCCUCCUCCUGACCACACAUUUCACGAGUUUAUUGUAUCGAAUAAACAAGAAAUUUGUUUGAAAGAUUUAUUGGUACAUUUUUUUAUAUGCACUCACGACCUUGUCUUAUUAAUGGUGUCUUCAGUACGACCAAUGUUUUAAAAAUUUAUGGCUCCAGUAUCCUGCAUUUAAAGCUAAUUUUAUACCUUACUAAAAUAAUAAACUUUUGAUUAUUGUACAGUAUUUCAAAAAAUAUUGAAUUAU